AUGAGUAGAAGAACAUUUGGUAAAACAAACAAAAACAACACAAAAAAUACAGCAAAAACACAAGUUUUUACAACAGAAAUUAGUCCUAAUCAUUCAGAUACGGAGUCACAAACAGAUGAAGAAGAUGAUCAAACACAAAAUUUAAAGAAAAACAAGCUUGUUGUGGAAUGGACAGAAGAUGAUCAGAGAAAUUUAAUGGAAUUAGGUUCCUUAGAAAUCGAACGAAACAAGAGAUUAGAAAGUUUAAUUGCCAAAAGAAAAGCAAGAAAAUUGUUAAGUAUGCAACCCAGAAGACCCCAUUUUUACCCAUUUGAUGAUCAUGAUCAAAGGUUAUUAUUUGAUGAUCAAAUGGAUCAUAAUUUAGUUGUGGGGCCCAUUGUUUUAUCUAAAGAAAAAGGGGUGAUUGGUCAAUUACAUUUUAAUGAAGUUGAAAAUGAUCAUAAUCAUCAACCUGGAUCAGCUCCUUCUGUGUUGCUUCCCACAUCAAGGAAUCCUUUUGAUCUACCUUAUGAUCCUCUGGAAGAAAAGCCUGUUCUUACAGGAGGUAGUUUUGAUGAAGAUUUCUUUAUGAGUGAAGAACAAGCUAAGGAUCGUUCUAUGAGUCAUGAUUUGGAGGAUCAUGUUGGGAAAUCUGUUUUUGGUUUAUUAACAAAGCCUAGAAGUGUGUCGGAUAAACCGGGAUUUACACGAUUUAGAAGGGAAUCUGUUACAGUUAAGCCAAUACAAGAUCUAGAAGGCAAUAAUAAAAAAAAUAAUGAAGACGAAACCUUAAGUUCCCAACCUCUAGAAGAAGAAGAAUCUCAAAAAUUCGAAAAUCCUUUUGCUAUCCAUACAGAAACUGUAGACUCUGAUAAUCAUUUUAUAAGUCUAACAGAGAAUAACCAAACCCAAAUUUCAAAUCACGAAGAAGAGGAUGAUAAUUGUUUUCAUAUAGAUUCGGAACAAAUUACUUCUUCAAGAGAUGAUGAUGAAGCUCAAUCUACACAACAUCAUAUCGAUUACAAAGAAAGUGAUAAUGGUAAUGAUGAUGAAGAAGAAAGUUCGUGUUCAUCAUCUAAUAGUGAGAUGGGUAGUCGUUUAAAUGUACAUAAGAAUGAGGCGUUUAGAAACUCAGUAAGAAAGGUUCUAACUUGUUUGGCCUUCCCAAGGAAUACUGGAAUUCUAAUUAAGAAUAACACAAUUUCACUACCUAAUACUCAAACUCGCCAACUCUUUUCUACAGAAACUAGUACUUCUACCAAUGUUUUACCCACUAAGAUGCAGGAGCGAUCAUAUUACACAAACCCUCACCACACCUCAAAUUUCUCGAUAGCAUCAGACAUGCAAGUGGAGGUCUCAGAAGCUGGAUCCCCAACCAUGGCAGGAUCCUGUAGCGCCGUUGAUCCUACCUCUCCAAACUCAUCCACAGAUCAAGAAUCAUACGAUGGAGACGUGGAUAAGGAUACUAAUUACUCUGGAGAUGAUAAUGAGUUAUGGGGUGCAUCACCUCAUCCUACUAAACUUGGGGAAUUCGGACUUAGUUUUAAGUUACAAAAUGAAGCCAUACGUAAAGAAGCUUCCACCAGUUUAACACCAUUGGAUAACUUUGUCGGUGAUGUCGUAAAUCGUCGUCUUCCUCCUACGUUAAUAGAGGAACAACAACAACAUCCAGAAGUUGAUCAAGUUGAAGUUGAAGGUGAAGGGGAAGUUUCGCCGACAUCGAUUUUGCCUGAUAGUAAUCCAUUGAAGAGUAGGAUUGUGGUGGAUUUGAGGAGUGUGGAUGGAGAGAUUGUGGAGUCAAGAUCAUCACUUUCAUCAUCUUCGGAAAGUUUAACAAAUCAAAUGCAGAGUAAAGCUGAACAUAUUGCUGAAUUUUUGGCUAGUUUGCCUCCUGCGGAAUCCGCCUCUAAUGUUUUUGAGGAAGGGGAACCAUCUCAUGUUAGAGAAUCAAUAACAAUGGAAUCAAUUCAACAUGAGAUGAAUCCCAACUUUGAAGUGAAUGAAAAGUACAAAGAUGAACAAGAAGAAAGGAAUCAUGAUUUAGAGGGAUCUCAAGGAAGUAGUGAAGGAAGUACUAUUAUAACUAACCAAAUUGAAGCACCAAAAGAAAUCACAAGUUCAAGUUCUGAUGAAUUUAAUUCAAGGGAACUCAACAAAGUUCUUCAUGAUCAAUCUUCAUCCAUUUCUGAGCCUUAUGAAUAUCACUUGCGAAGCUUUGAGGAUGAAGAUAAAGAUGUAGGAAGUGAGAAUGAAGUGAUUUCCGGUCCAAUGGAAGCCAUAUCAGAUUCUUUUUCAACUAUUAGUCAGGAAAACAACCAUGAUCAAUCAAGAUUAGAAGAAUUAAAAAGUCAAAGUCAAAUCCAAAAUGAAAUUAAAGAUGACCCACUUAAUUACCAAACUAUUCAUGAUGAUGAAUCUACUACUUAUGAAGAGAAUGCGAAAGCUGAUGUUGAUUAUGUUAUGCAUCAUUCGAGUAACAUCGAAGGAGAUGAUAAAGAAGAAGAAACUCCGGAUUUAGAGACUAUAGAACAUGAUAAUGUGGUGCAACCAAGCUUGUUAGAUACAGUAAACCAAGGCAAUUUUUUGAUAAAUUAACGUAAGAUACAUUGUAGGAUUGAUUAAAUUUUGAGUUAGAAUCUCUAGUAU
Amaranthus tricolor (Joseph's coat) is the source of this 2625-nucleotide messenger RNA. RefSeq lists its product as uncharacterized. Bases 1 to 2574 code for a protein of 857 amino acids. The transcript is spliced from 6 exons. NCBI's taxonomy places the organism in Eukaryota, Viridiplantae, Streptophyta, Magnoliopsida, Caryophyllales, Amaranthaceae. The record is from RefSeq and is a predicted model, not a curated record.